ACUUUAGUCUCCCUGAGGAGCUCUGUGGUUUUAGAAGUUUGAACAUUUGGUUGUUCUGAGGUUCGGAAACAGUCUUUGGAUUUGAGGCUCAGCUCGUUCUUCUUGGUUUGGGAUGGACAGAACCGGGCUCAGGUCCACGGUGGUUCUUCAGUUCGUGCUGCAAGUUUUCAUCCAGCAUGAAGUCAUAGUAAGUGGAAGCUUAAUGGAUGGAGCCCAGGAGGGUCCAGGUUUCCCAGAGCUCAGUGACGUCUGCACACAAGGCAGCUGCUACCCAGCAACAGGGGAUCUUCUAAUUGGUCGAGCCCACCAGCUGUCUUCCUCUUCAACCUGUGGACUGACCCACCCGGAACCAUUCUGCAUCGUCAGCCACCUGCAGGAGGAGAAGAAAUGUUUUAUGUGUGACUCAGUGGCCCCCUAUGAUGAGGUGACCAAUCAGACGAGCAGUCACCGCAUUGAGAAUGUGGUCACCACCUUUGGACCAAACCGUCUAAAGACCUGGUGGCAGUCAGAAAAUGGUGUGGAGAAUGUUACAAUUCAGCUCAACCUGGAGGCAGAGUUUCACUUCACUCAUCUCAUCAUGACCUUCAAGACAUUUCGCCCUGCUGCCAUGAUGAUCGAACGGUCAGCCAAUUUUGGGAAAACGUGGCAGGUCUACCGUUAUUUUGCCUAUGACUGUGAGGCCUCGUUCCCGUUCAUUUCCCGAGGUUCCAUGCAGAAGGUGGAUGACAUCAUCUGUGAUUCACGCUAUUCUGAUAUUGAGCCAUCCACAGAGGGAGAGGUGAUUUUUAGAGUUUUGGAUCCAGCAUUUCAGAUCGAUGACCCCUACAGCUCCAAAAUUCAAAACAUGCUGAAAAUCACCAACCUGAGGGUUCAGUUCACCAAACUUCAUACGCUGGGUGACAAUCUGCUUGACUCGCGCAUGGAGAUCAAAGAGAAGUAUUACUAUGCAGUCUACGACAUGGUGGUGCGAGGAAACUGCUUCUGCUAUGGACACGCCUCAGAGUGUGCCCCCGUAGAGACUGCAGGGCAGACUCUGGACAACAUGGUUCAUGGUCAUUGCUUGUGUAAGCACAAAACAAAAGGUUUGAACUGUGAACAGUGUGAUGACUUUUACCACGACCUGCCGUGGAGACCAGCCGAGGGUCGCAGCACCAACGCCUGCAGAAAGUGCAACUGUAACCAGCACUCGGAGUCGUGUCACUUUGAUGCAGCCGUGUUUGUAGCUUCUGGAAAUGUCAGCGGUGGCGUCUGUGAUGAGUGUCAGCAUCACACAACAGGCAACCAGUGUGAGAAAUGCAAACCUUUUUACUUCAUGAAUCCAGAGAAGGACAUCAGAGACCCACACAUCUGCCAGCCCUGUAACUGUGACCCUCUGGGUUCGUUGAAUGGCGGCAUGUGUGACGGGAUGACAGAUGUGCACGCUGGUCUGGUUGCUGGUCAGUGCCGCUGUAAAGCCAAUGUGGAAGGGGAGCGUUGUGAACGCUGCAGGCAGGCGCACUACGGGCUGAGUGACACACCAGAUGGCUGCAGAGAAUGCACCUGCACCCUCUUGGCCCUUUCUGAGCCUGCGUACCGUUCACGCAGGCUUGCCGUCGAUGAUGCGGGCAGGAGGCGGCGCUGGUCCGGGGGUGUAGAGGUCCGAGGUGUGAUACGGCUUGACUUUGGACACGUGGAACACGGGGUGGAUCCACAGUUGGCGGGUUUGGCGCGGAUGGCGUCUGGGCCACUGCUGGCCCUCUCGCUCCAUCACGGGGUGAGGGUGAUCCCUGACCCGGCUGUGUCUGUGAAGGAUGUCCUCCUGGCUGUGAGCGAGCAGGUCGGACAUGAGAACUUAAUGUUUGCAUCCAGGAUGAACAGAGCCGUGGUGGUUUUUCUGUUGGAGGAGCAUUUCUCUGCUCAGCUUGUUGACAGUGGGGUUUAUCUGGAUGAUUCUUACCUGCAUGCUUCUCCUCUCUUCGCUCCAUCCACUAAAAUCAUUAUUUCCAGGGUUCCACUAUUUGUUUCAAACGAGGCUCUCAGUCGGGAGCUGCAGAGGUUCGGUAAGUUUACCAGCGGUUUUAAGAUGAUCGGACUGGGCUGUAAGCGCGAGAAACUUCACCAUGUUCAGUCCUUCCGUCGUCAGGUGUUCAUGUUCCUGAACUGUCUGACCCAGACUCUGGACAUGUCCUUCAGAGUCAAACAUGAGGACUUAUGCCAUGAGGUUUAUGCCAGUUCAGGAAGCAAGAAGUGUUUUGAAUCUAGGGUCAAGGUAGCCAUGGCAACACUGGAGAAGGACAUUAUGAACAUUCAGGCCAACCUACAUGUAGCUGGGGCUCCCGACCAGCACAGCCUGCUGCAGGGGAAGAGGGCGGAGCUGGGGGCCCUGUUACAUGAGAGGGUGAAAGGGAUGAUGGUGAGGGCUCGCUUUGCGAACAUCAGGGACAUGGAUGCACCCAGUUCCUUCUUCUUCAAUCUGGAGACGAAGACCUCUCAUCAGAAGGUGAUGAUCUGUCUUUGCCUUCCUGACAGACGGGUGACGAGUGAUUCGGCAGAGAUGCGGAGACAUGCUAGGGACUUCUGCUCAGCUCUCUACGGUGCUGUAGACUGUGAUGGGGCCUGUGCAGCUGACCUUCUGAGAGAUCUCCCCCAGCUGGUGGCCUCGGAAGCCAGGCUGUCUGGCCUGUUUUGCCAGGUUUUCAACUAUCCUCUCCUGGUGCUCUCUGCUUAUACAGAUGACAUCAUGGUUUUUGUCACAAAUCAGUCAGAUGUUGAUGGGUUAUUAGAUACUUUACAGCUCUAUGAGACGGGAACCUCUGCAAGAGUGAACUGGGAGAAGAGUGAGGCUGUCCUGAUGGGGAGGUGGCAGGAAGGGGCUGCUUCCUGUCUGCCACAUGGCCAUCACUGGAUCAGAGCUCCUGUGUUGUACAUGCUGCUUCAUGAAGGAGGACAGGGGCUGGUGGACAUUGCUGCUCGGGUGUCGACCUUCAGGUUGCAGGCUGCUCAGAGACUGUUGUAUACCUUGGGAUUGAGCUGGCAGGAUACAGCACGUGUCCUGCUGAGGAGGGAGGCUGAUCUUGGAGAGUGUGAUGUGGACAGUCAGCGACAGAUCCUAGAUGGUCUUCCAGAGCUGGAGGAGUCUGAAGCAGCCGCCCUGGAUUUGCCUAUUACUUUAGAGGAGAUGACCAUCGCCGUGCAGCAGCUUAGCGCUGGCAUUGCAGCUGGGCCAGCUUCCCGGCAGCUGCUCCAGAGCAGUUUUGGCCCUCUUGCCAACGAAAGGGGACUUAACAGAUUUAAAGAACUGGAGGAAGAUCUGGACACUUUAGGACAAAAGCUGUCUUUGUAUGAACGGAUCUCAUCUGUACGGGUGAACCGGGACAAGUGCGAGGGCUUCUUCCUCGGUUGGUGGGACCAUCAGCCUUCGGAUUCUGUGGUGGUGAAUAUACAAAGGAAGCUGGUGGAUUUAUUCUGGGGUGGGUUUCACUUGCCGGUGGACGAAGGUGGGCAGGCACUGAUAGACAUUCUCAGUCGAGUGGUGGCCCUCCGUUUACAGACUGUGCAGAGGCUGCUCUAUGGCCCACAGCAGUUCUGGACAGAGAUUCGCAGAGUUGGAGGACUUGGUUAUUACAGACAUUUGUUUCUGAUGGACGUGACUGGUGUGGAGCUCCUGGAGAAAGAGGUGGCAGCUCUGGAGGACAGAGUGGUCAGAGGAACAGGGGGCAGCAGUGCUUGGACACAUAGGAAGAGGGUGCUGAGGCAGUUUAUGAAUGAAAGGACAAAGAGGGCGUUGGUGAGGACCAGGGUGACGAACAUCACAAACAUUAAUUUAGAGAAAGGAACUCAGACAAACACUGACCUUAUGCACCUGAGACUUGCCAACGGGGAGGUCACAGCCGACCCUUCGCUCCUGAGACAGGAGACCAUUAACUUCUACACUGAACUGUUUGGGGCCAGAGAUUGUGAUGAAGAUCUGGACACUUUAGGACAAAAGCUGUCUUUGUAUGAACGGGCCUCAUCUGUACGGGUGAACCGGGACAAGUGCGAGGGCUUCCUCCUCAGUCGGUGGGACCAUCAGAUUGUUUCAUGUUUUUGUGUGCAGCAUGAGCAUUGGGGACUCAGUAAUGACAUGGAUGGCUGUAGACCAUGUGACUGCGAUGCAGGAGGAGCCAUCAACAACCAAUGUAAUCAGCUGACUGGUCAGUGUGUCUGUAGAGAUCAUAUGUUUGGCCGUCGCUGUGAUCAGGUCGAGUCCGGGUUUUACUUCAUCGCUCUGGACCACUAUACCUACGAAGCAGAGGAAGCCAAAUUUGGACCUGGAGUGACGGUGGUACCAAGGCCUUGUCCCAAGGACCGCAGUCCCACCUGGACGGGGGUUGGGCUAGUCAAUGUCCCAGAAGGUGCAUUCCUGGAGUUCUCUGUUCACAACAUCCCCCAUUCCAUGGAGUAUGAUGUUCUUAUUCGCUAUGAGCCUCAGCUGCCUGACCAGUGGGAGGAGGUUCUGAUGACAGUGAUCAGACCUGGACCAAUUACAGCAGAUAGCCGUUGUGUGAACACAGUCCCUGAUGAUGACAAUCAAAUGAUGCCACUACACCCAGGAUUACGUUAUGUGGUUGUUCCACGGCCUGUGUGCCUAGAAUCUGGGCUGAACUACACCAUUCGCCUCAGUCUGCCGCUGUACUCGGCGCUAAGUGAUGUCCAGUCUCCGCACAUGCUCAUUGACUCGAUCGUGCUGAUGCCUCACUCUAACAAUCUGGAGAUCUUUGCUGGAUCAGACGGUGGAGGCUCCAGCAGAAAUGGUGCCUGGGAAACUUUCCAGCGUUAUCGGUGCUUGGAAAACAGCCAGAGUGUCAUCAAGAUGCCGAUGACUGACAUCUGUCAAAACUUCAUUUUCAGUAUCUCUGCCUUGCUGCAUCAAGGAGCCAAAGAAUGCCAGUGUGACCCCCAGGGCUCUCUCAGCACAGUGUGCCACCCCAGUGGUGGGCAGUGCCAAUGUCGCGUCAAUGUUGUUAGCAGGAACUGUGACAGAUGUGCUCCAGCCACAUUCCAGUUUGGACCCAACGGUUGCAGAGCAUGCGAAUGUGAUCCUCUGGGUUCUGAGAGUCCAUUCUGUGAUCAGCUGACCGGCCAGUGUGUGUGUGUGUCGGGAGCAUAUGGGCGUCAGUGUGAGCGCUGCCUGCUGGGUUACUGGGGUUUCCCAACUUGUCGACUUUGCUCCUGUAACGGACACGCUGUGGACUGUGACGCCGUGGAUGGCCGCUGCCUGAACUGCUCAGAUUACAGCACAGGACUCAGCUGUGAGAGCCACAUUCCAGUUGGACCCAACGGUUGCAGAGCAUGCGAAUGUGAUCCUCUGGGUUCUGAGAGUCCAUUCUGUGAUCAGCUGACCGGCCAGUGUGUGUGUGUGUCGGGAGCAUAUGGGCGUCAGUGUGAGCGCUGCCUGCUGGGUUACUGGGGUUUCCCAACUUGUCGACUUUGCUCCUGUAACGGACACGCUGUGGACUGUGACGCCGUGGAUGGCCGCUGCCUGAACUGCUCAGAUUACAGCACAGGACUCAGCUGUGAGAGGUGCCUGGAUGGUUACUAUGGAGAUCCAGUGUUGGGGUCAGGUGACCACUGCCGUCCAUGUAUGUGUCCUGAAGGCCCCACCAGCCUGCGCCAGUUUGCUGCAAGUUGUUAUCAUGAUGAUGAAUCCCAGAGUAUCAUUUGUGCCUGCAGCCCAGGAUACAGAGGUGCUCACUGUGAUGAGUGUUCCUCCGGUUACUAUGGAAACCCAGGUGAGAUUGGGGGGCUGUGUCAGCCAUGCCAGUGUAACAACAAUAUCGACAAGAUGGAUCCAGCUUCCUGUGACCCCAAAACUGGCGAAUGUUUACGCUGUCUCUACCACAGCGAAGGCACUGCCUGCCAACACUGCAAGUUGGGUUACUAUGGCAAUGCCCUGUUGCAGGACUGCAGGAAAUGCGUGUGUAACCAGCUAGGUACCGUGGCAACCAACUGUUCAUUACCAGGUGACUGUCACUGUGACCAGAGCAGUGGUCAAUGUCACUGCCUGCUGAAUGUGAUCGGUCAGCACUGUGACCACUGUGCACCCGAAAUGUGGAAUAUGACAAGUGGCAAAGGCUGCCAAGCCUGCAACUGUGACCCCAAGCACUCCUACGGGACAUCCUGCAACCAGAUCAGUGGUCAGUGCUCAUGUCAGCCAGGAUUUGGAGGCCGAACCUGCAAUGAAUGCAAAGAGCUAUUUUGGGGAGAACCAGAGGUCAAAUGUCAUGCCUUACCAGAAAAGCGUUCUAGUUGUGACAACAGGUUGCAGACCACAGGUGCAGGUAUGGAAGCAGGUGAGGCUGCUGACAGCCCCAGUGGAGGUACACUGGAAUUACUGGUAGCCAUGUCCAACAUAGCCGUGCAAGCUGCUGACUAUGAUAGCGUACCACCAGCUGGAGCGGGUGCCUGGAUGGUUACUAUGGAGAUCCAGUGUUGGGGUCAGGUGACCACUGCCGUCCAUGUAUGUGUCCUGAAGGCCCCACCAGCCUGCGCCAGUUUGCUGCAAGUUGUUAUCAUGAUGAUGAAUCCCAGAGUAUCUUGUGCCUGCAGCCCAGGAUACAGAGUCUGCCUGCUUGUGGGACUGAUGCUUUGUUGUUUUGUGUCUUUAAAUGCACAUCUCUCUCACCUGACCUCUCCAGGUGCUCACUGUGAUGAGUGUUCCUCCGGUUACUAUGGAAACCCAGGUGAGAUUGGGGGGCUGUGUCAGCCAUGCCAGUGUAACAACAAUAUCGACAAGAUGGAUCCAGCUUCCUGUGACCCCAAAACUGGCGAAUGUUUACGCUGUCUCUACCACAGCGAAGGCACUGCCUGCCAACACUGCAAGUUGGGUUACUAUGGCAAUGCCCUGUUGCAGGACUGCAGGAAAUGCGUGUGUAACCAGCUAGGUACCGUGGCAACCAACUGUUCAUUACCAGGUGACUGUCACUGUGACCAGAGCAGUGGUCAAUGUCACUGCCUGCUGAAUGUGAUCGGUCAGCACUGUGACCACUGUGCACCCGAAAUGUGGAAUAUGACAAGUGGCAAAGGCUGCCAAGCCUGCAACUGUGACCCCAAGCACUCCUACGGGACAUCCUGCAACCAGAUCAGUGGUCAGUGCUCAUGUCAGCCAGGAUUUGGAGGCCGAACCUGCAAUGAAUGCAAAGAGCUAUUUUGGGGAGAACCAGAGGUCAAAUGUCAUGCGUGCAACUGUGACCCUCGUGGGAUUGCUGAGCAGCAGUGCAACAAGGCCAAUGGUCAGUGCAUCUGUGUGGAGGGUGUUUCUGGCUCAAAGUGUGACAUUUGUGCUCGGGGUUUCUCUGGAAUCUUCCCUGACUGCCAUCAGUGCCACCAGUGCUUUGCUGAGUGGGACAUCAUUGUAGGUCAUUUGACCAACCAGACCCACCGUCUCAUCAACAAAGCCAACUCCAUCAAAGCCAGUGGGAUCAGUGGGCCGUACAGGAAGAUGAUCAGCAGUUUGGAAAAGAGUGCCACUGACAUUCAGCAUCUUGUAGCCUUGAAUCCUGCCUCCCAGCCACUAACAGAGAUCCAGAAGCUCCUGCAACAAGCCAAUGACCUGAUGUCCGAGUUGAGCACGUCGUUAAACCUCACUGAGCAGACUCUGGUCCAGGCAGCAGCAGAGGCUGAUGCUGCAGACACAAAACUGGUUGAUCUGACAGCUGCCACUCAGAAACUGAGCCAAACCAUCCAGGACCUACUGGACCAGGUCGAGUUCAUCAAGAAUUCCAAUCUCAGGGGUACAACAGACAGCAUCACCAAGCAUUUCCUGCAAUCUCAGGCAGCUGAAGCUCAAGCCAAUGCCUCCACCAGUGAUCCCAGCAGCCCUGUUCAGUCAUCUGCUGAGCUACGGCAAGCUACUGAAGUAAAAAUGAAUGAAACCAAACAGGAGUUUCUCAGAAGACAGAGAGAGCACGCCCAACACCUGGAUGACCUGGCCGAAGAACUGGAGACUCUGGACCUUUCAGAGCUCAGUGAGAAGACUUGUGGCAGUCUGUCUCAUCCAGAGGGCUGCGCUGGGUCUCCCUGUGGUGGUCUAGGCUGUGUAGAUGAUAAAGGACAGCGGCAGUGUGGUGGAAAAGGAUGCACAGGUAUUGUUGGCGUUGCAGAGACCACACGGCUGAAAGGCAGAGACUCUAAACAUGAAAUCAUCAGUGCCAUAGAGGAAGUGGAGAAACUGUCAAAAAUGGUGUCAGAGGCCAAGCUGAAGGCUGAUGAGGCCAAACUGAGCGCUCAAGAUGUCCUGUUGAAGACCAACCAGACCAAAGAGAGAAUUAAUCAAAGCAAUGAGGAGCUGCGCCGUGUCAUUGGACAAAUCCGAGACUUCCUCACACAGGAUGCAGCAGACCUGGAGAGUAUCGAGCUUGUGGCUAAUGAGGUGCUGGCUAUGCAGAUGCCGAGCACACCUGCUCAGCUGCAGAACCUAACCGAAGAAAUCAGGCAAAAGGUGGGAGAAAUCACCCACGUAGAGGUCAUCCUGAGACAGAGUGCUGAUGACAUUCAGAGGGCUGAGAAACUGCUGGAACAGGCUCGUCAAGUCAGUCAGGAGGCAGCGGAUGUGAAGAAUUCAGCCGAGCUGGUGAAACAAGCUCUGCAGGAGGCUCAGAAAGCUCAGACCGCUGCAAGCAGUGCCAUCCAGCUGGCUGCUUCCGACAUCCAGAGCACCAAUGACCUGCUGUCGUCUGUGGAGUCUGAGACAGCAGAGGCAGAAUUCAAGCUGAACAAUGCCACCCAGAAGCUGCUGCGCCUGGAGCAGGAUCUAAUGCUGCUCAGAGACAAAACCGUGAACAUCACCCUGAGCACAGAGCAAACCAGUCAGGAAGUGCUGAAGAUCAGCCAAGCCACCGGGGAAGUCAAGGAGCUGGAUGCAGAACUGAAGGAAAAGUACGUCAGAGUUGAGGAGCUGAUUGGACAGAAGGCAGGAGGCUUGGACAACGCAAAAAAGAGGGCAGAGUUACUCCAGCAGGAAGCCAAAGCGCUGCUGCUGCAGGCCAGCGACAAGCUGCAGCUGCUCAAAGACCUAGAGAAGUCAUAUGAAGACAACCAGCGGACUCUGGAGGCGAAGGCGGAGCAGCUGGUGGAGUUGGAAUCUGCUGUAAAAGAGCUGCUGCAAGAAAUCAGCCACAAAGUCACAGUAUAUAGCACAUGUCUGUUCUAAGAUCCAACAUCAUCUUUUCAGUCCAGUUUUGACCAUCGUUUUUUUUUUUUUUUUCUUUCAAGUCUGCUUCAUAUUUAAAGGAUAAGACAGGAAUGGAUCAUUAAUUUUCUUCUCACUAAUAUUCAAAACAUUUAUGCUAUUAAGGAUUUUUAUUCCAAGGUUAAUUUUCAUGCAUGAACAAAUCUGCGUACAGAGGUACGGUGUUUGUUUUUGAUUGACAGGUAUAACUCAUAGGCUUGAUCCGAUUUGGACAAAACAUAGUGGAAAAGGUUAAAGGUCAGCCAAAGACAAAGUGUUUCAAUUUUUAGACAAAUUAGUCCAAGGUCAUGGUCAAAUUUUUGGUUCAGUGUUUGUAUAUCAGGGACAGUUUGGAAUGGCUAUUUCCAGGGAUUUGUUAAAGUUGUUGUUACUAUGGAACAUUAAUAUCAGUGAGGAGUUUUCAGUUGGUGUUGCCAAUGUUGUGAAAGUAACCUACAAAACUGACUUAUUACUUGUAAAAACACUGGAAAACCUAAAUUUGAAGGCAUCAAAAUGAAACAAAAAAAGCAUGAACAUGAAAUAUGCUUUUAAAAAAUUUCUUGUUUUUACAUGAGAAACAAACAUUGAAAUUUAAGAAAAGAUCAAACCUUUAAUUGUUGCGUUGACUGUUGUCAAUGCUUUUAAACUCCUUUUGUCUGCUGAAUAUCCAUUUAUAUUUCCUCACUAUUUUCUCCCUUGUUGCAUUUAUGCAGUUUCAUGCACAUGUGAUUUUUUUAAAUAAAUAAUAAUGCUCAAAUCA
Molecule: messenger RNA, 9947 nt
Organism: Thalassophryne amazonica
Lineage: Eukaryota; Metazoa; Chordata; Actinopteri; Batrachoidiformes; Batrachoididae
Product: laminin subunit beta-1-like
Exons: 53
Coding region: 113-9169 (3018 amino acids)
Source: RefSeq, a predicted model, not a curated record